Molecule: messenger RNA, 930 nt
Organism: Poecilia latipinna (sailfin molly)
Lineage: Eukaryota; Metazoa; Chordata; Actinopteri; Cyprinodontiformes; Poeciliidae
Product: olfactory receptor-like protein COR2
Exons: 1
Coding region: 4-930 (308 amino acids)
Biological process (GO): detection of chemical stimulus involved in sensory perception of smell; G protein-coupled receptor signaling pathway
Cellular component (GO): membrane
Molecular function (GO): olfactory receptor activity; odorant binding; G protein-coupled receptor activity
Source: RefSeq, a predicted model, not a curated record
AGAAUGGAAGCAAAGACUAAUAUGACGUAUAUAAUUCUGGGAGGCUUUAUAGAAGUGCAAAGGUACAGAUACCUUUAUUUUAUGAUCAUGUUGACUGCAUAUCUUGUAAUAAUUAGCUUUAACAUCUCCAUCGUUUGCCUCAUUAUUGUUCACAAAAGCCUCCACGAGCCCAUGUAUGUUUUUAUUGCCGCUCUGUUAAUCAACUCCAUUCUUUUCAGCACCAACAUUUACCCCAAGCUUUUCAUCGACUUCUUAUCAGAACGGCAGGUCAUACCUUACCAGGCUUGCCUCUUUCAAGUUUUUGCGUUUUAUUCUCUGAGCGCUUCUGAGUUCCUGCUGCUGGCAGCCAUGGCUUAUGACAGAUAUGUGUCCAUAUGCAAGCCUCUGCGAUAUCCGUCCAUCAUGACUAAGACCACUGUGAGUGCUUUGCUGGUUUUGGCUUGGUUUGUGCCUGCUUGCCACGUGUCAGUCUCCGUUAUCCUGAGUUCCAACAAAAGGCUCUGCAGUUACACUAUAAAUGGGAUUUUCUGCAACAAUGCCGGCCACGGUCUCUACUGUGUCAACUCACCGGCGCUGUCUGUUUUUGGUGUAGUUGUGCUGUUUAACGUUGGUUUUCUUCCCAUGCUUUUCAUACUCUUCACAUACGCGAGGAUAAUGGUGGUAGCCUAUCAGAGCGGUAGGGAGGUCAGAAGGAAAGCUGCGCAGACCUGUCUGCCUCACCUGCUGGUUUUAAUAAACUACUCCAUCCUGAUAACGUACGACGUCGUCAUAGUCAAACUGGAGACGGAUGUGCCGAAGAUGGCGCGACUUGUAAUGACACUUCAGAUAUUUAUGUACAAUCCUCUCUGCAACCCGCUCAUAUACGGGAUAAAAAUGAAAGAGAUUUCCAAACAUCUCAAGAGGUUGUUCUGUCAAACCAAAUGGAAAUAA